AUGAUCGAGUAUAACGUCACAAGCACCACUCUGGAGCCUAAGACCGGUUGGCCUGUCGUCGACAGUCUACUGGGAGGCUAUAUCAAAUUGGAGACGUUGAAUUGGCAGGUUGUGGCCAGAUUCCUUGCAACUAUUAUCCUAUGUAGAUUCAUCGUCGUGUGGAGCUACAAUUCGUGGUUUCAUCCUCUUGCCCGGUUCCCAGGGCCAUUCUUGGGUCGUUGCUCUCUCUUUUACCGUUUCAUCCAUAGCUCUCGGGGUAGGAUCCACUCUGCAGUAGCAGACGCCCACAGGAAAUAUGGCGAUAUCGUACGCAUUGCGCCAAACGAGCUCUCGUUCGCCAGCGUGGAGUCCUGGAAGGCCAUCUACGGCCACCCCACAAGGGGCAAUGAGAUUGCACUAAAGGGACCUUUUUAUGAUGUUUUUGCUGCCGGCUUUAACAGCAAAUGCGUCGGCAGCGAGCGCAACCCGGAGAAGCAUUCUUUGAUGCGCAAGAUGUUGAACCCUGCCUUCUCCCAGCGUGGACUGCUUGAGCAGGAGGAGAUAAUCUCUGGAAUAAUUGACAAGUUCGUCCACAUUUUGGGAGAGAAAGCGGGUCCUGGUACCAAGGGAUUAAACAUGACAAAGUGGUAUGAAAUGAACUCGUUUGACAUUCUGGGCGAGAUGGCCUUUGGGGAGAGUUUUCACAGUCUAGAUACAGGUAUCCCGCACUUCUGGGCAGAUCUUGUCCUCGAGCAUCUCUACAUAAUAACCUUGUUUGACAAUUUGCGGCGCAUUGGCUGGCUGGCCAAGCUUGCUGGACUGCUUAUUCCUGCCUCGCUCGUCACCAGUAACCAGAACUCGAACUAUAGCAGGCAGCAGGUCGAGAAGCGUCUCGAGAUCAAAGAAUCCCGUAACGAUUUCGUUAGUCUGCUGGUCGACAAAGUUCGCGCGGGAGAAGUCUCUAAGGAGGAGAUGACGGCUCAUGUCUCGACCCUUACGAUUGCUGGUGGGGAGACCGUCGCGACUACGUUGUCCGGCCUGACGUGCUUCCUCGCUCAGAACCCUGACAAGCUUGAGCGGCUCACCAAAGAGAUCCGCUCCGCGUUUAAGACUUUCAAGGAGAUCAAUGCAGUCAAGUCUCAGCAACUACCGUACCUGCAAGCCGUCAUCAACGAGGGUCUCAGACUUUUCCCUCCUGCCUCUGGUGGUGCGCCAAGAGUUUCGCCUGGUUUUACGCUACAUGACAAAUACAUUCCCAAGGGGACCGAGAUCAACGUCAGCCCCUGGUCCAUUACCCAUAACGCCAAGUAUUUCUCAGACCCCUGGAAAUUCAAGCCGGAGCGCUGGUUGGACCCCAACUCAAAGGACAUCAAGGAUGCCAGUCGUCCGUUCUUGCUUGGGCCCCGAGAUUGCUUGGGACGGAAGUAA
Messenger RNA from Botrytis sinoallii, 1407 nucleotides. RefSeq lists its product as uncharacterized. Lineage: Eukaryota; Fungi; Ascomycota; Leotiomycetes; Helotiales; Sclerotiniaceae. The transcript is spliced from 8 exons. Gene Ontology annotation, molecular function: heme binding; oxidoreductase activity, acting on paired donors, with incorporation or reduction of molecular oxygen; monooxygenase activity. Bases 1 to 1407 code for a protein of 468 amino acids. The record is from RefSeq and is a predicted model, not a curated record.